Molecule: messenger RNA, 1713 nt
Organism: Vicia faba (fava bean)
Lineage: Eukaryota; Viridiplantae; Streptophyta; Magnoliopsida; Fabales; Fabaceae
Source: the annotation of a GenBank genome assembly
AUGAAAACAAGAAAAGGAAAACGCUCAGAGGUGUUUUGGCCCUCCACAGUGAUGAAGAAAUGGUUGAAUAUAAAGCAAAAAGUGUAUGAUUUUAGCGAAGAUGAAGCGGAUACUGAAACCGAAAGCGAUGAUGAUGAUACAUCUUGCAAAGACUACAAGACGAGACGACACAAAAGAGGAAAAUCAGAAACUUUGCGCGUUCAGUACAUAAAUACAAAGGAAGUGAGAGUAACAAUUGGUACUUGGAAUGUUGCUGGAGUACCUCCAUGUAAUGAUCUUGAUAUUGAAGACUGGCUUUGUACUAAAAAACCAGCAGAUAUUUACAUUAUUGGUUUUCAAGAGGUGGUUCCAUUGAAUGCUGGGAAUGUGCUAGGAGCUGAAGAUAAUAAACCUAUUUCGAAAUGGGAAGAAAUCAUUAGAAGAACUCUAAACAAAUCAUCUGAACAUGAAACCAAACAGAAAAGCUAUAGUGCACCAUCUUCUCCUGUUAGAACAAAUUCUUCACUUGAUACACAAAUGAAUCAACUAGCUAUGGUGGAUGAGGGAGAGAAAACCAUAAUUGGUAUAGAAAAGAAUCUUCAAUUGAGAAAAAUAUAUGACAUUGAUCUUCAAACUAUACUUGAUUGGCCUGAAAGUCCAUUAGAUGAAACUCGUAACUUUGAUUCGACUCCAAAGUUGCGUAGAGUACUAAGCAGUUCGGCUAAAAUUGGAUUUAAUUUGAUGGAUAGUGCUUCAAUGUAUGGUUAUGGAAAGAAAAGUUUAUACCGAAGUUCUGGAAAUUUGAGUUUGUUAUGGAGAGAAAAACAACAAGAAACGGUUCCUCGAGUAGUUGAUGUAUCUGAUAUGUCAUCUGAUGAAGAAAAUGACAGUUUCGACGAACUACAAGAUAAAAAAGAUGUUAGUGAGAAAUCACAUCCUAAGUAUGUUAGGAUCGUGAGUAAGCAGAUGGUGGGAAUAUAUGUGUCUGUUUGGGUACAAAGGAAGCUGAGAAGGCAUAUUCAUCAUUUGAAAGUUUCUCCUGUUGGAGUUGGUCUUAUGGGCUAUAUGGGAAACAAGGGGUCUGUUUCGGUUAGUAUGUCUGUUUUUCAGUCGCGUAUGUGCUUUGUCUGUUCCCAUCUUGCUUCUGGUCAAAAAGAUGGAGCGGAACAAAGACGAAACUCAGAUGUUAAUGAAAUUCUACAACGCACUCGUUUCUCUUCAGUCUUCGACUCAGAUCAACCACGCACGAUUCCAUCGCACGAUCAAAUUUUCUGGUUUGGAGAUUUGAAUUACCGUAUCAAUAUGUCGGAUGGCGAGGUUCGGAAGCUAGUAGGUCUAAAAAAUUGGGAUGAACUCAUGAAUUAUGACCAGCUAAGCAAUGAAUUAUGUAAUGGACAUGUAUUUGAGGGAUGGAAAGAAGGGUUGGUAAAUUUUCCACCUACUUACAAAUAUGAAUUCAACUCCGAUAAAUAUGCGGGCAAGUUCACACAAGAAGGCGAAAAAAAGAGAUCUCCGGCAUGGUGUGAUCGCAUAUUGUGGAUAGGAAAAGGAAUAAAGCAACUUGAGUAUCAAUGUGCAGCAAAUAAGCUCUCGGAUCAUCGACCAGUUAGUUCAAUCUUCUUGGUUGAUGUUGAAGUAAUUGACCGCCGAAAACUACAACGAGCUCUAAAUUUCACAAGUGCAGUUGUACAUCCAGAGAUUUUCGUUAGAGAGGAUGAUGAAGACAUGUUCUAG